UGUCCAACCCACCCAAACCCGCACGCCCGUGUUCGCCUGUUUCCUCCGUGAGGAAACCACCAGUCCAACUCUCCGCCUCACUGACAGAGACAGGCAUGACCCACUGGAGUUAGUUAAGAUAGUUAACACUAGGAGAACGAGGCACGACUAAGAGAACAUACUUUACAGCCCAAAUAACAAACUCUGAAGAUAAAUACGGUAGGAGAUCACAGUGUGGAAACACUGCAGCCCAAAUUAAGGUCAGUGUGUAUAUACAGGUCUCUGUAUCUCAGCGAUGUUCUCCCGUCGCUCUCUCCUGCAUCUGCUGCUCAGUGUCUGCAGCCUGACUGCUCCUUCACUGACUCUACCCUUUGAGCAGAGAGGAUUCUGGGACUUUUCUAUGGACGGAGAAGGAGGAGAUCUGUCGACAGUAAUGAUGAGAGAUGAAGAGGGAUCAGCUAGCGAGGAGCUGCCACCGGAUGUGUCUAUAUGCCCCUUUGGUUGCCAUUGUCAACUUAAUGUGUUGCAAUGCUCAGACCUGAGUUUGACUGCAGUGCCCAGGGAUAUUCCCAGAGACACCAAACUCCUGGACCUACAGAACAACCGCAUCACAGAACUGAAGGAGAACGACUUCAAGGGACUUACAAAUCUCUAUGCUCUGUCACUGGUCAACAACAAGAUCUCCAAAGUCCACCCACAAGCCUUCACACCCCUCCGACACUUAAAAAAGCUUUAUUUUUCCCGGAACCUCCUGACGGUGGUACCCAAGAACCUUCCCCCAUCCCUGGUGGAGCUGCGGAUUCAUGAGAAUCGGAUUAAGAAGGUUGCAGAAGGAACGUUCUCUGGUCUGGGCAGCAUGAACUGCAUUGAGAUGGGUGGAAACCCUAUUCAGAACAGCGGCUUUGAGCCUGGUGCUUUCAAAGGGCUGAAACUCAACUACCUGCGCAUCUCUGAGGCCAAACUCACUGGAAUACCAAAAGACCUCCCUGAAAGUCUUCAUGAGCUCCAUUUGGACAAUAACCAGAUCCAAGCCAUUGAACUGGAGGACCUGAGCCGCUAUAAACACCUGUACAGAUUGGGUCUGGGUUUUAACCAUAUCCGCAUGAUUGAGAAUGGCAGCCUAUCAUACGUCUCUAAUCUGAGGGAGCUGCAUUUGGAAAACAACCGUCUGACCCGCGUCCCGAGGGGCCUGCCAGACAUGAAGUACCUGCAGGUGGUCUACCUUCAUUCAAACAACAUUAGUCAAGUGGGCAUUAAUGACUUCUGCCCUCAAGGUUUUAGUGUGAAGAGGAGCUUCUACAAUGGCAUCAGCCUCUUUGGAAACCCGGUUAACUACUGGGAGGUGCAGCCUGCCACCUUCCGCUGCGUUGGUGACCGAUUGGCCAUUCAGUUCGGAAACUAUAAGAAAUAGAGAAAGGAUGAAAGGGAGGUUUGGGGACAAAUAAUAAUGCUGGAAUCAAAACAAAACAGAAGAAAAGCUUGGAGAAACUAGGGGUCGAAAUGGUGUCAACAAACAGUGUUUCCAAAUAGUGUUUAAUGUGUAUCUUUGGAUGUAUUUGUUUGUGAAGUCUAAAGAAAAAAAGGAAGGAGCAAUAAAAAUAAGUAUUGGAACAUUUUAAAAGAAACCUACGGAAUAUGAUCUCUUACGACUGACUUGUUUCAUAAGUGUGUUACCGUAAAGUUACUUUGUAAGGCCUCUUUGUUUGCUCGACACUUUUAUAAUAAUAUUAUUGAUACUGUUAAUAUUGUUAUUAUGCUAUAUUAGUUAAUGUUGUAUUAUUAAUAACAAUAUUUUUAUAAUAUAAUUAUAAUAAUAUUAAUAAUAUUUUGGAUGGGAUAUUGAAAUGGUAAGGUUGAAUCUUAAUUUUAAAUUUAUGGUGCUUAUAAUAAGUGUAUCUGUGUUGUUUGUCAAGUUUUAGAUUACUUUUUUCUUCCUUUUUGUCAUUGCCUUGCUUCCUUGCUUCAGGGGUCUUAUUGUUGUGGGAGUAAUUUAGGGCAAUGGAGGAACUUUACACAAAAUAUAAAUCAGUCAGUCAGAUGCCUCAUGUUUUUACCCAGCCCUCUUGGGUUCGAGGCUGAUUCAGAAAAGGAUUGUAAUAAUGUAAUUUUGCACAGUUUCUCUAUGAAUUCCUAAUAUUUUCUUUGUAGCGUAUUGUUAGAGGGUUUUUUCUCUUGCAUUGCCACUGCAUGCAACUGCAUGCCUGCAUGUUUCAAUAAAAUAUCUUUCAGCUUGACUUCAGGAGCAGAAGUGGCGUACCAUCAUGGUCUAAAAGCUGUGACUAAUAAAACUUGAGUAAACAUGAACACCAAAUAUUGAUUGAGUGAAUUCUCAAACACAAUGUCAAGGGGUCAUCAUCACUUGUUGCAAACCAUGUCAGCGAAAUUCCAAAUUUUAUACAUACAAAUAAAAUACAUAAAAGUC
Molecule: messenger RNA, 2401 nt
Organism: Pimephales promelas (fathead minnow)
Lineage: Eukaryota; Metazoa; Chordata; Actinopteri; Cypriniformes; Leuciscidae
Gene: bgnb
Product: biglycan b
Molecular function (GO): protein binding
Source: RefSeq, a predicted model, not a curated record